CUUGAGGCAAUGACAAUAUCAUCAUGCAAGUGAUCCAUCACAUGGGCCUUAUAAAUUGGUUUUCAAGUUUCAAUGCCUUAACAAUGUAGAUUUUAGGUCAUGUACUCUCACGCUUUGGAAACAUCUAUAAGGAAACAACCUUUUUUUUUUUUUUUCCUUUAUUUAAACAACAAAGUCAACAGCAUUGGCAUCAUAAGAAGGACAAUUGAAGUCAAUCUAAGGUAAAUUUAAUCAUCUUCGGUUGGGUAUUAACUUUCGCUCAUUUUGUCCGAGUUUUCUAUGGUGCUUUGGAAGCAUCUUAUAUUCCAAAAAUUUUACUACUAAAUUCUUUAUAAGAAAACAAAAACAAAAAACAACUAAGAUCUAAUUGCCAAAAAUCCUAAACUAUAAAAUACUCUUAUGCACAGUAGAAUUUUCGCAUUUUGUAAAGCAAAGAAGAAUUUUGAUUAGGUUAAAUAAAAAAAAAAAGUAAAAGAAACAAACUGAAGGGGGCAUAGCGGAGAAAAGUUGUGGGUGGCCGGGUUGCAACUUGCAAUGUUAAUUUCAACACAAGCAGAGUUCCCAACAAGCGACUUUUUAAAAUAAAGAGGCCAUUAGCGAGGGCAGGGAAGAGAAUUUUUGGGUGAGUUUUUUAUUCGAAGAUCUAAAACCCUAACUAACGGAUAAACUACUUUGCCUUCUUUUGCACUCUCAGAAAAAAAACCCUUGAAGAGCGUUUUGAGUAUUCUAAUAUACAAUGUUUUCUUCACAGCAAAGAAAUAUGAGAGUUGGUCUUCUGUAUUUCAUCUAUUUAUUCCUUCGAUCAAAAUAGAAUCUCAGAAGAUCUGUUCUUGUCACAUGUACGCUGCUUCAAUGGAUGUCGGUAUGUUCAAUAACCUUAAUACAGGAGGCCAGCGGAGAAAAUCAUCAUUAGCGCCGACUUCAUAUGGUGCGAAAAAUCAAGAUAAGCCAAAUGAUGAUGAUGAGAAAAAGAAGAUGAUGCAUAGAGAAAUUGAAAAGAAAAGAAGGCAAGAAAUGGCCAACCUUUAUGGAUCACUUAGAUCCGUACUUCCUCUUGAAUUUAUCAAGGGAAAGCGUUCGUUAGCGGAUCAUAUGAACGAGGCAGUGAAUUAUAUCAAACACCUGCAAAAGAGGAUCAAAAUAUUUGGUGCCAAGAGAGAUGAGCUAAAGAUGGGGUCCUCGUCCAAUUUGAGUGCUAGGAAUCUAGACCAUGGGAGCAGUGGUAGCUCAUCAACUUCAACAAGUACCCUAGUUGCAGUCCACCCUUGCUUAGCCGGCGUUGAGAUUGUAGUCAGUACCGACGGAUCUGCGGAGCAGUUUUUUCUCCUAUCACGAAUGCUGAAAAUACUUCUUGGACAAGGACUCAGUGUAAUCAGCUGUGCUACUGCCCAAGUUAACAAAAGGCUUGUCUACACCAUCCAAUCUGAGGUUAGCGAUCCAACAUGCAUAGACUUUUCUGGGUUGCAGCAGACUCUGACUGAAGUCUGUUAUCAUUGACUCCAUUUUUCAAGUAACAACAAAUACGUGUAGUUAAUUAGCUGCGUUUCCUACCUGAACAUUUCCAUAUGGUUCGAAGAGUGUCUAUUAGUUUGUGGGUUUUCUUCAUGGGAGAGACUCGUAGUGAAACUGAUUAACUGAAUUUUGCUCUGUUUGAUUUAUGUCUCAUACUUCACCUUACGUACUGUAAGUAUGGGUCAUAAAAUCUUUGAGCUUUUGGAGGUUAGGAUCAUGUGUUAUAUUGAAAGCCAUAUUUCCGAUGAAAAAUUUAUAUCAAUUGGGUGCUGUUGAUGUUGAAUCUGUUUCAAGGAUAGUUUCUUCUACGCAAAUUGUUUUCUCAAGUUGUACUAAUGAUGUUGAAUGUAGCAUUUGUAAUAGUUGUAUACAACCAUGUGCAUAUCUCUCCUCCCAUCACGUAAGAGGCAAAAAAUUGCUCAUAAGUGUUAACUAUUAUUGAUGGUUUAGUCAGAGAUUAAUGUAUAAUUCCUUACAAAUAAAAUGUUGCAUUGGAAAGUUACGUUCAGGCCAA
Messenger RNA from Pyrus x bretschneideri (Chinese white pear), 2026 nucleotides. RefSeq names its product transcription factor bHLH120-like. Gene Ontology annotation, cellular component: RNA polymerase II transcription regulator complex. The transcript is spliced from 3 exons. NCBI's taxonomy places the organism in Eukaryota, Viridiplantae, Streptophyta, Magnoliopsida, Rosales, Rosaceae. Bases 838 to 1497 code for a protein of 219 amino acids. Gene Ontology annotation, biological process: regulation of transcription by RNA polymerase II. The record is from RefSeq and is a predicted model, not a curated record. Gene Ontology annotation, molecular function: RNA polymerase II transcription regulatory region sequence-specific DNA binding; DNA-binding transcription factor activity, RNA polymerase II-specific; protein dimerization activity.